Messenger RNA from Odocoileus virginianus texanus, 3587 nucleotides. It is a transcript of the gene HTATSF1, whose product is annotated as HIV-1 Tat specific factor 1. NCBI's taxonomy places the organism in Eukaryota, Metazoa, Chordata, Mammalia, Artiodactyla, Cervidae. The record is from RefSeq and is a predicted model, not a curated record. Gene Ontology annotation, biological process: mRNA splicing, via spliceosome. Gene Ontology annotation, molecular function: RNA binding. Gene Ontology annotation, cellular component: U2-type spliceosomal complex; U2 snRNP.
GCGACCCGCGACGUCGCGACGCGCCAGCAAUGGCGACUGUGUCAUCCUGAGCGGGCCUCGGGUUUCCAAAGUGGUUUCCAAACGUUGACGCGGGAGCCGCAGCUGCCUCAGACCCGAUCGGCGGCGGCGGCGCGCCUGCGCGCUCCCUUGGGCUGAGUGUGGCCAGCCUCCUUUUCUCUGUUCCCCUCCAGCAUCAGCUCGGCCUCUUCACUCGACUGGACCUUGCCUCUAGGCUAAGUGGCCAACAUGAGCGGCAACAACUUGGAUGCGAACGACGAGUUUGAUGAGCAGUUGCGAAUGCAAGAAUUGUACGGAGACACCAAGGACGACGACACCGAGAAAGAUCCCGGUGCAGAAACCGAUUCUUUCGGACAGCAGCCGACUGACACCCCGUACGAGUGGGACCUCGACAAGAAGGCUUGGUUCCCCAAGAUCACUGAAGAUUUCAUUGCUACAUAUCAGGCCAAUUAUGGCUUUUCUAACGAUGGUGCAUCUAGUUCUACGGCAAGUGUCCAAGAUGUCAGUGCUAGGACUGCAGAAGAACCUCCGCAAAGACAACCCCCCGAACUCAGUGAUCCGAAAAAGAAGGGAGAAAAGAGAAAGGCUGAAUCAGGAUGGUUUCAUGUUGAAGAAGACAGAAAUACAAAUGUUUAUGUGUCUGGUUUGCCUCCAGAUAUUACAGUGGAUGAAUUUAUACAGCUCAUGUCAAAGUUUGGCAUUAUUAUGAGAGAUCCUCAAACAGAAGAAUUUAAGGUCAAGCUUUACAAAGAUAAUCAAGGAAAUCUUAAAGGAGAUGGACUUUGCUGUUAUUUGAAGAGAGAAUCUGUGGAUCUGGCGUUAAAACUUUUGGAUGAUGAUGAAAUUAGAGGCUACAAGUUACACGUGGAGGUGGCAAAAUUUCAGUUGAAGGGAGAAUAUGAUGCCUCAAAGAAGAAGAAGAAGUGCAAAGACUACAAGAAAAAGCUGUCUAUGCAACAAAAGCAGUUGGAUUGGAGACCUGAGAGACGAGCUGGCCCAUCCCGAAUGCGCCAUGAGCGAGUUGUCAUCAUCAAAAACAUGUUUCAUCCAAUGGAUUUUGAGGAUGAUCCACUGGUGUUGAAUGAAAUCAGAGAAGACCUUCGAGUAGAGUGUUCAAAGUUUGGACAAAUUAGGAAGCUCCUUCUCUUUGAUAGACACCCCGAUGGUGUGGCCUCUGUGUCCUUUAGGGAUCCAGAGGAAGCUGAUUAUUGUAUUCAAACCCUCAAUGGAAGGUGGUUUGGUGGGCGUCAAAUCACUGCCCAAGCGUGGGAUGGAACUACAGAUUAUCAGGUGGAGGAGACCACAAGAGAAAGGGAGGAAAGGCUGAGAGGAUGGGAGGCUUUCCUCAACGCUCCUGAGGCCAACAGAGGCCUGCAGCGUUCAAAUUCCAUCCGUGCUCCAGAAAGGGCAGGGCCUUCUAGAGUUAGGCAUUUUUCUGAGCACCCUGGCACAUCUCAAACAAAUGUUCAAGCAGCCGCAACUGAAAUGGCAUUUGAAGAACCUAUAGAUGAAAAGAAGUUUGAAAAAAUGGAAGAUGGGGGAGAAGUUGAAGAAGCUGCUUCUGAGAAAGAUGCUCAAGAAGGUGGCCCUGAAAAAGAAGCUGAAGGUCCCCAAGAAGAAUCUGAAGAGAGCUGCCUUGAAAGAGAGUCUAAGGAAGGCUGUCCCAAGAGAGAGCGUGAAGAAGACUUCCCCGAGAGAGAGUCUGGAGAAGGCAGCCCUGAGAAAGAGCGUGAAGAGGGUAAUCCUAACAAAGAGUCAAAAGAGACUGUCCCUGAAAGAGAAUCCAAAAAGAAGAAACUCAAAACAGAUCCUGACAAGAACGGCCGUGAGAAGGAGUCUGAAGAAGAAGGCCCAGGCAAGGAGUCUGAGGGGGAGGCCAGCCCCCAAAAGGUGGCUUCUGAAGAUGACGACUCAGAACAAGAGUCUGAAGACUGCUCGGAAAAGCAGUUUGAAGAUGGCUCUGAAAAAGAGUUAGAAGAAAAUGGCCUUGAGAAAGGCUUUGAGGAAGAUGCCUCCGACAAGGAAUUUAAUGAAAACAUUCCGGAAAAAGAGUUAGAAGAAAAUGAGUCUGAAAAAUCAGAAUUCGAAGACGACAGCUCUGAAAAAGUGUUUGAUGAAGAAGGCUCUGAGAAAGAGUUUGACGAAGAGUCAGAUGAAAAGGAAGAAGAGGAAGAUGCAUAUGAAAAGGUAUUUGAUGAUGAGUCGGAUGAGAAAGAGGACGAAGAAGAUGCAGAAGAAAAGGAACUUGAAGAUGCUGAUGAAAAGGACGAAGAAGAUGAUGCAGAUGAAAAGGUAUUUGAAGAUUCGGACGGAAAAGAAGAUGAAGAAGAUGGAGAUGUAAAGGAAGAUGAAGACAUAGAUGAAAAGGUGUUUGAAGAUGAUGAUUCCAAUGAGAAGUUGUUUGAUGACGAUUCCAGUGACAAAUUGUUUGAAGAUUCUGAUGAGAGAGGGACUGUGGGUGGUUUAGGGAAUGUUAAGGAGGAAGGGCCCUCGUCCACUGGCAGCAGCUUUGUUCUCAGUAGUGAUGAUGAUGAUGAUGAUGACGACACUAUUUAAUCCCUUAAACUUGCUUUUUAGGGAGAUUCCAUCUCCAUUUUGCCUCUGCUGCAGGGUAAUUACUCGUAGCGUUACAUGAGCGUGUGCAUAGAUGUAGGAUGCCAUCUGAUUAAUGCAGUGAAGUGUUCAUGGUUACCUGUACCUAAUGGUUUUAAAUAUGUGUUCAUUGGCUGUUCAGUUCAAACUCCAUAGCAUAAUGCAAGUUAACUUGCUCCUCGUCCUUUGUCAGAUUUGUUAAGUGCAUGCAAAAUAAUAUUUUUUAAAGUAUUCUGAUUGAAGUUUGUGACAUUCAGAAAUAAAGAAUGUUGUUGAUAUGCAGAAAUGGAAAAUUGUACUUGAGUUAAAUUGCAUUUUUAAUUCUUGCUCUUGCUUUUUUCAUACUAACGUUUGGUUUUUUUUAAGGACUUGAAAAAUCCCUGUAGGUGUCUCCUUGCUUCCACUUUAUGAUGUUACCACUGAUAUCCCCAUUUCCCCUCUCUAAACCAGAACAUGUUACUAAAACUUAUGAGGUAAAGAACUCUUCAGAGUUUUUCACUGCCCAGUCCUCACAAGUUACUUUUUUCUACCCUCUUCCCAUGAAAAUUGACUCUUAAAUGUGCAAAGGUGAACUUCCCAAAGUCCGCAGCUUCCAUUAUUGAAAAAAAUGGAGGAGAUUAGAAUUCUACCAUUUACUGUUUGGAUACCUCUAGAAGUUGAUUCAAGUUACAGGACCUUUCCCCAGAAAAAUCUGUGCAUACACUACACAACCUUUUGUAUCCAGUUUGGGGCAGUUCGUGUGCAUCUCCUGGAGUUUAAGAACUUUUCUCACGCAUAUUUCAGAUUUUUGUUUUUGGUUUUGUUCUAGAAUCGUGGUACCUAGUACUAUGGAAAUUGUGUAGUUCCAAUAAAAAUGUGGCUCUUUUCUUGAUUGCGCUUUCCAAAUUCAGUAUUUAUGACUGACUUCUGAUGUUACACUUAAGAAGUUAUUCUCAUAAAUUAGAAUUAAAAUAAACUGCAUUGGUGCAUUUUCAUUA